Messenger RNA from Bactrocera latifrons, 419 nucleotides. RefSeq names its product 40S ribosomal protein S27 (gene RpS27). Gene Ontology annotation, cellular component: cytosolic small ribosomal subunit; ribosome. Gene Ontology annotation, biological process: translation; ribosomal small subunit assembly. The transcript has 3 exons. Lineage: Eukaryota; Metazoa; Arthropoda; Insecta; Diptera; Tephritidae. The coding region runs from base 95 to 349 and encodes 84 amino acids. Gene Ontology annotation, molecular function: structural constituent of ribosome; RNA binding. The record is from RefSeq and is a predicted model, not a curated record.
UAAUGAUGAAAUAUCUGUCUAUAUAUACAACGACACCUAACUUCACGCAAACUUGGCCCACUUCCUUUUCCGUGUUAGCUGUGAAAGAAGAAACAUGCCGCUAGCAAAAGAUUUACUGCACCCAUUGCCCGCUGAAGAGAAGCGUAAGCACAAGUUGAAGCGCUUGGUGCAACAUCCCAACUCUUACUUCAUGGAUGUUAAGUGCCCCGGCUGUUACAGAAUUACCACAGUUUUCAGUCAUGCACAAGGCGUCGUUGUAUGUGCGGGAUGUGCCACAAUUCUGUGCCAACCCACAGGAGGACGUGCUAAACUUACUGAGGGUUGUUCUUUCAGAAGGAAGCCACAGUAGAAUAAUAAGAUGUCAGCGCGAUUAUUAAUUUUUUAAUAAACAAARAAUAAAAAGAUACAACCAAACAAGA